GGGUGGAGGGAGAGAAGGAGAGAGAGAGGGAGGCAACGGAAGGCGGAGAAGGAGAGAGAAGGGAGUAAGAAGAAGGGAGCGGAAGAGUCGCUCGGAGGAGGCGACCAUCAUUCUUCUCUCCUGUUCUCCUCCUGAGCGGAGGCGAGUCUGGAGGCUGGUGACCGUGGGCGUUUUGAGGGCUGUUCUCAGUGCAGGACUCGGCUUAUACGGCGUUUUUGGUGUAGAAGCUACGCGCAUUUCUGCUGGCCUGUGCGCGAGCGCUGUAUGUAAGAGCAUUGCCCUUAAACUGGCUCUUUGAAGAAGAACGCGAGCGUCUGCGCGCGAGGAGCUCGUCAUAUAUCGUUCUUAACAUUAAUCGUGAUCCUAAACGCUGAAUUGCUGGACUCGGACACACAUGCGUGUCCACUCUGCCUCCUGCGCUGAGCUCUACUGCCGCUCUCCUCCAGCUGGCUGGUGAUUUGAGGACUGCAGCCUGCGCUCCUUCAGGUCCGAUGCGGUGUUCCGGGCGGAUCUGAUCCCAAACAGGGAUCGCCAUGGCCGCGUCUGGCGGACACAAGAGCGAGAAGUUGGACGAGGCUCAGGCUCUGGCCAAAAGCUGCGCAGGACGGCCGGAUUUCUUGCCCUGCGAUGGACUGUCCAUCUGCGCCACGCACAGCCACGGCAAGUGCUUCAAGCUGCACUGGUGCUGCCAUCUGGGCUGGUGCCACUGUAAAUAUGUCUACCAGCCUAUGACCAGUGUCUGCCAGCUUCCCAGCACCUCAGUUCCUGCCACGCCCUCAGACCACACCCAAACAAUGAACUUGUCCAUCUCCCUGACCGAGCGCCUCCUCAGGACCGCCCCCAACUUCAGAGCCCCACCCUGCCCAGAAUCACCCAAGUUUUGCGUCAUCUCUGACCUGUUUGUUGACGACUACAUUGUGAAACGGAUCAACGGAAAGAUGUGCUACGUGCAGCGGCCACCCCCAUCGAUGCCCAGUCCACCACAGCAGCCGCAGGCUUUGCAAACCCAAUCGUCCAAUCAGAAGGCCCAUAAGCAAGCAGCCCAAGUGGGUCAAACUCAAGGUAAGCAAAGCCAAAAAGCAGGUCCCAAAAUGGACCACUGUUCUUCACCAUCCAGUUCAGAAGAUUCCGGCAUCAAUGCGUUGGGUCUGCAUUACAUGGAGUCGUGUGACGAAGACUCCUGUGAGGACGAUGAGGAUGAGGAAGAGGAGGAUGACGAGUUAAGCACAGACGGAGACUCUAGUCCGGGUAGCCUCUGGGAGCAAGACGAGUGCACCCUACUUUCACCAUCCAAGUCUACAGUGGAGAUCAUUGAGAAGAUUGAGACGACUGUCUGAUGCAUUAAGACGUUUUUCAGACAACACAAGCCUAAUCUAUCCUAUAGUUCUCAACUUGAGGAUGGGAUUUGACCACCGGUUGGCUGAACAAGAGCUCAACCAAAGAGCCAAGAGGACACAAACACUCACACUGUCUGGUAGUGCACCUGAGAUGUUUCCACAGAAACCACCCUACUCUCUCUCUUGAGGUUGGAACUUUCUCCACGGUCCUUCUCUCCAUCACCUUCAUUUUCCUUAUAUACAGUCUUCUCUUGGCAUGGUGACACUGCUACGGAUUACACGCAAUGGAGUUAAAACAUACACUGAAGAUUACGGCCACAGGUUGUGUAAGCGAUGGAAUACUUUCUUCACCAACAGAAGGAGCAAGUUCAUACUCGACAGUGAUAAUAAGGUUUAAAAUUAAUUUUCACACGUACACAAACACAUUCACGCUCUAAACAAGAUGGAGCAAGGGCUACCUCUGCAGAAGAAAACUACGACGGAGUUUUUCCUCAAAGGAACUUAAAUGUAAUCUGGCAGAUACAUCAGAAAUCAAAGGAAGAGAAAGGAGGUCCGAGUAGGAGAGUAAAAAAAAUAAGAAAUACCGUCCACCAUUCAGUGGAAAAGAAAAAAAAGAAAAAAAAA
Messenger RNA from Colossoma macropomum (tambaqui), 1961 nucleotides. It is a transcript of the gene cunh3orf70, whose product is annotated as chromosome unknown C3orf70 homolog. Bases 534 to 1337 code for a protein of 267 amino acids. The transcript is spliced from 2 exons. NCBI's taxonomy places the organism in Eukaryota, Metazoa, Chordata, Actinopteri, Characiformes, Serrasalmidae. The record is from RefSeq and is a predicted model, not a curated record.